Ornithodoros turicata is the source of this 1100-nucleotide messenger RNA. RefSeq lists its product as uncharacterized. Gene Ontology annotation, cellular component: mitochondrial ribosome. Lineage: Eukaryota; Metazoa; Arthropoda; Arachnida; Ixodida; Argasidae. The record is from RefSeq and is a predicted model, not a curated record. The coding region runs from base 212 to 769 and encodes 185 amino acids. The transcript has 5 exons.
AUCCAAAUCCAAAUCCAUGGAUCAUGGAUAGCCAAGCUUGCACGCUCAUUUGUAUACAAUGAUGUUUUGUCGAUAAACGGGUGAAAAUAGAAAUCGUAUUGUUAACUACCAUGCAUUUUUAAUUAUACUAGGCCUACGUUCGUGUCUGAAAGUCCGCCACCCUUAGUUGUCGCGUUGUUAGACCUGUACCUCAUUUGGUAGCAUUGGUAGUAUGACACACAUUCUUAGCUGGGUACGUGCUGUUUCUCGUACAGCGCUGCAGCAAAACAAAUGUGCGGUGAGGCACAUUAUGAAGUAUCAUGAGCCUGAAUACCUGCAGUACCUGAAACCACCAGUGCCCGUCUACGACUACCCCAUUAACGUCCAGCUGAAGGGUUAUGACUACACGGUGCUUGAGUUCUCUGUAAAGCAAAUAUUAAAAAUAGCAUCUUUGCUUGGAACUGAAGUUUCAGAAGUUUGGGCUACCCCAUUAGAAUCUGCUUCAAUAUCAACAUAUAAACCACAGAGCACUAACAUUGAAGAAAAUUACAAGUUGAACACGUACGAGCGAAAUGUGCAGGUAAAAAAUCUCCAUGGUAUCACGGCACCGAUCUUCUUCGAAGCAGUUCAGACUUCUCUGGCUCCUGGUGUGAGACUGAGCAUUCACCAGCACAGUCCCGACCACGAGGAGAUCCGCUACAUCCCCGAUUUAGAGCUGGAAGCACUUCAGAAGGAGCUCGACGAGAUCAAGAAUCCGCCUGCGUCCCCUCACAUGAAAAGAGGGUUUUAGGUAGCUCUUCAAGGAUGGGUAAUGUUUUGUAAAGAUGUUAGUAAUAUAAAAACACCAAGUUAUGAACACAAAAUGUGCAAGGUGUUGCUUCGUGAAACGGGGCAGGGGUGGGGUAAAGUAAGUAAGAUGGAUUCUGCAAAGUGAAAAAUUCUAGCUUUUGUGAUUGCUGGAAUCUGUGUGAUGGUGGUUGAAAGCAGUUGCCUUAUACCAGGGGCCUCGAACUCAAAUGGAGUUGUGGGCCGCAUUGGCCUUCAUCAUGGAAAAGAGAAGUCGGUAAAUACCAUAAAAUAUGCCCUAAUAUACUUUACAAUAAAAAUAUACACAACAAACA